Messenger RNA from Argentina anserina (silverweed cinquefoil), 1874 nucleotides. RefSeq lists its product as uncharacterized. The transcript is spliced from 8 exons. The record is from RefSeq and is a predicted model, not a curated record. The coding region runs from base 282 to 1163 and encodes 293 amino acids. NCBI's taxonomy places the organism in Eukaryota, Viridiplantae, Streptophyta, Magnoliopsida, Rosales, Rosaceae.
AAGCUAUACAGCCAGACGUCUCUACUUCUUGACAUCAAUCCAAGAGAACUCGUUGUCACCAGCUGAGAGUUGUAAAUCAACAAACUAUCGAAGAGGGAUAGUGAUUAGUGAAAAACGACAUUUUGGCUCCAUUACAUAUCAAGACGCGAAGGUAACCAGAAGUUACAUCCUCAGUUGUUUUGUCCGCACAUGAUACAACUCGAUUUGGAUCUUUCUAUUUCUAUCUCAGGUUUAAGUAGAGUUAGAUACUUAGAUUCAAUCUCUCUCUCUCUCUGAAGAAAAUGGGGGAAAAACUCUUAUGGGUUCCAACCAUUGUGGCACAAGUGAGUCUCUGCUUUGGUCUCUACCUUGCUUUUCAACUGUGUCAGCCUCACAACUCUAUCUACUAUCAUAGAAGAAGAGAAAGCAAGGAUCUUUACUUCAUCAGCGUCAGAGGAGGCUUUAGACCUCUCAAGCAACAGACCCAUCUUCUCAAACAGAUGGAGAAGGUGACAAAGAUGUACAAGGCAAGGUUUGUGGUAGACAUCAGUGAUCUUGGGAAGGAUGAUCCACUCAUGCAGAAUGCUAGCCUGCAUUUCUCAUCGGUGAAGGUUCCUUGGUAUACUACUACAGUUUCAGGCGGAUAUGGAGGGGGAUACUUCCAGAUGCAGAUAAGACUACCUUACAGCAAAACCUUAGACCUCAUUGGUGUGGAUACUGGGUCAAUAGAGGGGAAGGUUUUUAUCUCGGAAUCAUCAAGUCAGUUUGGAUACAAUCAAUUACAUUGGCUGACCAGAACACUAGAGGCAACCAGUAGUGACUGGCGCAUAGUAGUUGGAUUCCACCCAUUGGCUAAAUGCGAAGAUGGUGAAGAGGGAACGGAAGCAAAAAAUGUCUUUGAGUCUCUACACCACACAUUUAUGAAACAUGAAGUGAAUGCGUAUAUAAGUGGACAAGGUUGCACUAGCAAUGUCCAACAAGGUCGCCUGAGCUACAUUGGGAACCCGGGCUCAACAAAUGCACUAGCUUCUGUAAACGGAAGAUCAAUAUCUAGAAAAGAGUCGGAGGUCGCGUUUCUUCUUCAUAGAAUCAGCUCGCUAGAAAUCGUAACCUACUUUGUUAGCUCGAGUGGGGAAGCAGUGCAUAAAUCUGUUCUCCAUCAGAAGGGUAGAGCAGCCAUGUAAAUUGCAUUCAAUGAGGACCAAAAUCUACCCAAUUCUUUCAAGCCAUGGAUAACAAGCUCAGCCCACCACCAUUCUUUCUUGCGUAAUAUUUUGUUUUUACCUCAUCAGUAUUGAUAUAAACAAGAGCAGAUGAUCCUCAUUGCUUUGAAGCAAAUGCCUUUCUUAGAAGAAAAAAGUUCAUGUUAUGUUUACUUUUACAGUUUUACACGCGUCAUUUCUGCUUUUAUCUUGCAUAAAACAAUGAAAUGACGGAAAAGCCACCAGAGAGUCGGUGUGGGGCUAUAAAUAUGUAGCUAUCCCCAAAAAUUAGGGUUUCAUUCACACUCCGAUCUGACGAACGAGGCUCCGCCGCUGAUCUCUUUCAUUGUCGGAGCCGAUGAGUUCCUGCCCCACUUCUCUCUCUCUCUCUCUCUGUAAUGUGUAUGUGUGUGUGUGUAUAUAUGUAUCUCUCUCUCUCUCUCUCUCUAAACCCUAAACCCUAAACCCAACGAGGCUGUGACGAUGAUGCAUUCGGAGUGUGGAAGUAGGGGCAUUGCGGUUUAGGGGGUGCGGCGCUUGUUCUGGCGAGGCGACCCCGGAUGGCCGGUGAGAAAUGACGCUUUUGUCCUUCUUCGCCGGCAACCGUGUUGUGGUUGCAGCCACGGCGGCUCCCCCCUCUGCCGCUGUCUGAUCUAUAAGUGCUGAUCUGAGCCUCCCAUCCGUUGUCAUUAA